Lachancea fermentati is the source of this 1113-nucleotide messenger RNA. The record is from the annotation of a GenBank genome assembly. NCBI's taxonomy places the organism in Eukaryota, Fungi, Ascomycota, Saccharomycetes, Saccharomycetales, Saccharomycetaceae.
AUGCAAUCAAGUGCUCUAAGUGUAUUGAUUUUAUGUGCCUUUCUGUUCAUCCAAUCAAUCGUUGCUCAAGAUUAUUACGCGAUCUUGGGAGUUUCUAAAGAUGCAUCUGAUAAAGAAAUCAAAUCCGCUUACAGGCAACUGUCUAAGAAGUACCAUCCAGACAAAAAUCCAGGCGAUGACGCCGCACAUCAAAGCUUUAUAGAAGUUGGUGAGGCUUAUGAGGUGCUUAGCGAUAACGAAAAGCGUCAAAUUUACGAUAAAUAUGGCGCCGAUGCGCUGAAGAAUGGCGGCCAAGGAGGACCAGGAGGAGCGGGAGGACCUGGUGGCGGAUUCCAUGAUCCAUUUGACAUUUUUGAACAAAUGUUCGGACAGCAACGGGGUGGCAGAGGUAGACCACGCGGCCAAAAUUUAGAAGCCAGGGAGGGCCUUACGCUCGAGGAAUAUUAUCAAGGUAAGAAGAUUGACUUCGUUUUUAACCUAAACGACGUGUGUGAUCAUUGCCAUGGGUCUGGUUCGCAAGAUGGGAAGACAACGACCUGCCCUGAUUGUCAAGGGCAUGGUAUGGUUAUUCAAGUGGUGAGAAUGGGACCCAUCACACAAAAGAUUCAACAAGUCUGUGGCAAAUGUCAAGGUAAAGGUCAAAUCAUCAAGAACAAAUGUAAAACCUGUAAAGGUAGUAAAGUGGUCAGGAAGCCAAGAAAUUUUCACGUUGAAGUGCCUGCUGGUGCUCCUCGAGACUUUGUGGAUGUCAAAUCAGGUCAAGCUGAUAAAGGCCCAGAUUUUGACGCUGGCGAUGUAUUCAUCAAAUUCCACGAGCUGGACAAAAACAACCUGGGUUACAGAAGGCGAGGCUCGGAUCUUUUCAGAACUGAAGUAUUGAGUUUGGAAGAAGCUCUGUACGGAGGCUGGACGAGAGAAAUUGCAUUUUUUGAUAAAGCCAAGAAACUAAGUAUUCACAGACCAGAAGGAGUCCCAGUCAGACACGGUGAUGUUGAACGCAUACGCAAUUUCGGUAUGCCUAGGAAUGGCAACAAGUUCGGAGAUCUCUACAUAGACUACGUCGUCGUCAUGCCAAGAGCAGUAUCUACGGGCUCCUUGAGAGACGAGCUAUAG